Molecule: messenger RNA, 1188 nt
Organism: Fraxinus pennsylvanica
Lineage: Eukaryota; Viridiplantae; Streptophyta; Magnoliopsida; Lamiales; Oleaceae
Source: the annotation of a GenBank genome assembly
AUGGCCGACCAAGAAAACCGUGUACCCACGCCCGCCAGAACAAGGGCAUCCAAGAAAAGACUCAAUGAAUCUGUGGAAGGGCUUUCCGUAUCAAAGAAGCGAGUCGUGCUGGGUGAGCUCACCAACAUUUCGUCCGACGCUGCCGGGUUGGCUCUAAAAUCUGCUCCGAGCAAAUCCCCGAAACCCGUAUUCGUGUCUGAACGCGAACAGAAGUUCGGGGUGUUGGUUGCUAAAAAGGCGAGUACUGAAAUUGAUGUGAAUGUUGAUGUCCAAGUUAGCCCAGAAACUGAUGAAUCGGAAAAAUAUGGACACGCUCCUCUUAUGUAUCGGCAUCUUCAUUCCCUGGAGGUAGAGGCAAAGAGGAGACCUUUAUCUAAUUACAUGGAGACAAUUCAGACGGAUAUAACACCAGCUAUGCGAGAGAUUCUGGUCGAUUGGUUGGUUGAGGUCGCGGAGGAAUUCAAACUUGUUUCGGAGACCUCUUAUCUUACUGUAAACUAUGUUGACAAGUAUCUGUCUUCCCACAACUUGAUCAGGAAUAAGCUUCAGCUUCUUGGUGUAUCUUGCAUGCUUCUUGCAGCAAAAUAUGAAGAAAUCAGUCCACCUCAUGUUGAAGAAUUUUGCUACAUGACAGACAACUUGUACUCAAAAGAAGACGUUGUACGCAUGGAAAGAGAUGUGCUGAAGCUUUUAAACUAUGAAAUGGGUGAUCCCACAACAAAAACAUUUCUCAGAAUUUUUAUCAAGGCUGCUCAAGAAAAACCUCUGUACUCAAAAAUGCAGUUUGACUUCCUGUGUUGUUAUAUCGCUGAACUAAGUUUACUGGAUUAUCAUUGCGUCCGGUUCAUUCCAUCCACCAUUGCUGCUUCAGUCAUCUUUCUUUCAAGAUUGAUAAUUAGGCCAAACUUUCACCCAUGGAACUUGGCCCUGCAAAAAUAUACAGGUUUAAAACCAUCUGAAUUGAAAGAGUGUGUCCUCACACUUCACAGUCUGCAACUAAGAAUGGGAGCAAGCGCACGUGCUGUAAGAGAGAAAUACAUGGACCACAAGUUCCAAUGUGUUGCAUCAUUGUGUCCACCCUCAGAAAUUCCUGCUCGUUAUUUUGAGGCAUGGAAAAUUUUCAGUUCCACUUGGUUUGAAUCUUUUGUAAAGCCUGGUAACAUAAGCACCCUUUUUGUUUCUUCAUAG